AACGACUAUGUCCUCGACACGGAAUGGGACUAUGAGGCGAGCCCUCAACGCCGAGAGUAUACCUGGACUGUCAAAGAUCAGGUACAUAACCCGGACGGCAUCUAUCGCCAGAUGAUACUCAUCAACAAUCAAUAUCCUGGCCCUUUGAUCGAAGUGAACGAAGGCGACACUAUCGUAGUGCAUGUGGACAACCAGGCCACCAACGCAACUGCCCUCCACUGGCAUGGAAUCUACCAAAACGGCACGCCGCACAUGGACGGCACCGUAGGCAUCACACAGUGCGCCAUUGCACCUGGCAGAAAGUUCACCUACGAGUUCACGGUCUCCGGUCAGAGCGGCACGUACUGGUGGCAUGGACAUCAAGGCGCCCAAGCAUCGGACGGGCUUUACGGUCCGCUGAUCAUACAUGCGCGGGACGAGAAGAAAUUGCAACAGAUUCCGUACGCCACUGACAGGGUUGUCAUGGUGUCCGAUCAUUACCAUGACCUGUCGUCUGCACUGCUGUGGCAGUACCUCAUGCCAGACAUGGAGAACGCCGAACCUGUGCCAAACAGCGGGCUCAUCAAUGGCCGUGCCAUCCGGAACUGCGACGAUUUCCCGGACCGUAGGUGUGACAACACAACGGCGAACGUAGGACAGCCCGUCUUUAGUCUGGCUCCGGACGAGAACCACAGACUGCGAAUCAUUAACGUAGGCGCGUUUGCUGAGUUUCAAGUUCAACUUGACGAGCACGAGCUGGCUGUGACGGAGGUUGAUGGCACCGACGUCGUGCCUGUUAGCUACCACCGCAUUAACAUCAAUCCUGCGCAGCGAUAUAGCGUGGUCAUCAACACCACUGUCGAAAGCGCAGACAGUUUCUGGCUGCGAGCACGUAUGGUCACCUCGUGCUUCACCGACCCGCCAGAAACCUUGCAGCCGGACGCGCUUGCCGUCGUGCGUUACUCGAGCGAUGCUGAUAUCACACCCACGUCGAAAGACUGGUCGGAGCAGCUGGAGGUCGAGUGUCGCGACAUGGAUACAACCGAGCUUGCUCCUGUCGAAGUCAUCCCAGCACCGGCAACAGCUGACGCCUUCUUCUAUUUCCGCGUGACGGUGGAGAUCGGCGACUACAGACUCAGCCGAGGCAUGUUCGACGGCAGCUCAUGGAGGCCGAAUGCUCGCUCACCCACCCUACUCCGUACGAUCGACGGCCUCACCGAAGGUAACACCACUUUCAGUCCAGCCACUACGUCUAGCGGUGCCUUCAUCAACGAUGUAGCCUUCCAUCGCGACCACGAACUAGUGCUACAAACAACCGGCAUUCAAACGAUUGACAUCCUCGUCUCCAACUUCGACGACGGCAACCACCCCCUCCAUCUCCAUGGGUACAAGUACUUCGUCCUCGCCCAAGGCCAUGGCUACCCACCCAUGAUCAACCCGCUCGACGGCACAAACCGCGAGAAUAUCCAGCCUUUGUACAAUCAGCUGGACCUAAGCAACCCUUUGCGCCGCGACACGGCGUCUGUGGAGGCGUUUGGCUGGAUCCUAAUACGGCUGGUUGCUGAUAAUCCUGGAGCGUGGGCAAUGCAUUGUCAUAUCAGCUGGCAUACCGAGGCUGGGUUGUUGAUGCAGUUGUUGACGCGCACGGAUAAGUUGGAG
Messenger RNA from Baudoinia panamericana UAMH 10762, 1638 nucleotides. RefSeq lists its product as uncharacterized. Gene Ontology annotation, molecular function: copper ion binding; oxidoreductase activity. Lineage: Eukaryota; Fungi; Ascomycota; Dothideomycetes; Mycosphaerellales; Teratosphaeriaceae. The transcript has a single exon. The annotation marks the transcript as partial. The record is from RefSeq and is a predicted model, not a curated record.